Messenger RNA from Rhagoletis zephyria (snowberry fruit fly), 953 nucleotides. RefSeq lists its product as uncharacterized. The record is from RefSeq and is a predicted model, not a curated record. NCBI's taxonomy places the organism in Eukaryota, Metazoa, Arthropoda, Insecta, Diptera, Tephritidae.
AUGCACAAAUUAGUUAGUGCAUGUGCAUCAAAUGCAACAAGGUCAGUUUGGACAAAGAUUCGUGGCCACAAGUUCUGGGAAGUCGAUUGCCAGAUGAAUUCCGAUGCAUUUUUUAAAAGUAAUUUUCGGAUGAAGCGUAAGUCUUUUAAGAAAUUGUGCGAUAUGUUAAAAGGUCUGGAGAGGAAAAACACCAACUAUCGCAAGGCAAUUACUUUAGAAAAACGAGUUGCAAUUGCUUUGUAUGCCCUUGGCUCUUCGGCAGAAUACCGCACAAUUGCAAAUAUGUUUGGAAUCGGUAAAAGCACUGUCUGCACCAUUUUGAUUGAGUUCUGCCAUGAAUUGUGGAGAUGUUUGUGGCCGUUAUAUUUGAAUAAAUUCCCAAUGAACGAAAUUCAAUUAAGGGAGUAUUUAAAUGGUUUUGAAUCACUGGGUUUCCCUCAAGUGUUAGGAGCUAUUGAUGGGUGCCACAUAGAAGUUCAUCCACCAGCAGAAGAUGCAGUUGAUUACCACAACUAUAAAGGCUGGUACUCUAUGGUCCUUUUGGCUUUGGUGGAUGCAAGGCAAGUUUUUACAUAAAGCUAUUUUUGAACUUUUUAACAUACAUAUAAUUUUCUUUUAUUAUUUUAUAGGUGUCGUUUCAUUUACAUCAAUGUUGGUAGUCCAGGCCGUUGUAAUGAUUCAGCAAUCUUUGAAAGUUCGUCAUUAAAACGGCAGUUCCAACAAUGCAGCUUGUUCAAAGAAAUGACUAGGCAAAUAUCAUCUGUUAAUGUUCCAGUUAUUUUGCUAGGCGACUCUGCCUUCAAACUAGAUGUACAUUUGAUGAAGCCGUAUCCUUUUUGCGUUAACCAACCGUUGAAUAAAAAAAAAUUUAACUUUGCCCUGUCUAAGUGCCGAAGAGUUGUCGAAAAUGCUUUCGGCCAUUUAAAGGCAAGGUUUAGGCGGGUUGGCAAAGG